AUGAAUUAUUAGAAUGUUCCGAAAAUUGUAUUACAUGUGAUUUUUCAAAAAGGAACUAUUGUUUAAGUUAUAGUGAUGAAAACAUCACAUUUCGGUAAUUAGUAAAUGGGGUUUGCGUUUGCAAUUUCGGUUAUUAAGCAGUUACAUAUUAAUAUAUAAAUAUGCAUGCGAAGUUUAUACUUGGGAUAAGAGAUUGCUGACAUUUAAAUUCAAGACUGAUACAUCUAAUCAAUAUUAGUAAACUGUAGUAAAGCUUUUCGAAAGUAAUAGUAAUAUUUUUAGUUAGUUGACUAAAUUAAUUAAGGCUUCAUAUUUAUAAGGUACCGCAACUAGUUCAGUCUCAAAAUAUUAUUGUGAUUUAGAAUAAAAUUAGAAGAAAAUUUUCUUUAAAAGUGAUAUUCCUAUGUUGGUUAGUACUAUUAAAAAUUCGAUCAAAAUGCUUUGCAGUUUGAUAUAUCUAUCUAAAAGAGAAACAAAGUGUACUUUAGAAGUUUGGUUCAACUCCUUCAAUUUCAUAAACCUCAUAUUACUACACUAGUCGAGUUUUGUGAAUAUAAUGGAAUACAGGAAUGUUAAAUAUUAAAAGGAUUAAGCAGUUUAUAUUUAGGGAAGUAACAGGAAAAAUUACAAGAAGAUGAUUUCUAGCUGA
Molecule: messenger RNA, 649 nt
Organism: Paramecium octaurelia
Lineage: Eukaryota; Ciliophora; Oligohymenophorea; Peniculida; Parameciidae
Source: the annotation of a GenBank genome assembly